Bursaphelenchus xylophilus (pine wood nematode) is the source of this 2573-nucleotide messenger RNA. NCBI's taxonomy places the organism in Eukaryota, Metazoa, Nematoda, Chromadorea, Rhabditida, Aphelenchoididae. The record is from the annotation of a GenBank genome assembly.
AUGGAAUCGUCGGUACGAAUAGGUUGAAAUGGCCGAAAAUCUGACCUUUUAGGGAUUCGGAGCAAAAUCGCUGACUAAUCUAGCCAGUCUUUCGACUACAACAGGCCUUACUAACAAAGUAAGAUGUAUAGGACUUCUGUACAACGAAACCUGCCUCAACAACGAAAAAUUUCAGUAGUCCUUUGCGAUUUGUUGCGCAGGGCUUUCACUGUGUCCCAUUUUUUUUAACUCUUAAGAUUGCCUUUUUGGAAAAUCUUGGCCAUUAGGCGGCGGAUGACUAAAACCCCCAAAAGCCGCUGAAUUCCUCAAAUCCGCGGUUCAUUUGCAUACGCAAACAUCACAAAUUGGGGCGUUAAAACGUCAAAAAUAUGCGGAAGGAAGGCCUGAAUGCCCGUUUAAUAGCUUAUAUCCUGUUUUAAUGUUCGCCAAAAAACGACAAGACACCGAACAUGGGUGGCCACAAUAACAUAAAUUGUAUGUAGAAAGAUUAUAGUUCUGGAAAUUGUAGCCGUAUCCUUCCAAAUGCUGCGGAGAAAAGGCAAUUUUUUGGCAAAGUUAAUGGAGCUUGCCUAAGGUAUCAUAAUAUAAUUUUUUGAGCAUGGCCAAGAUUUUUGCAAAAUUUGGGACAAAAUGAAGAUAAUAAUAAAGGAAGGCGGGCUUAUUCAGCGAUUUCCAACCACCCACAAAAGGCUUUGAAUCCUUUCUACAUGACCGAAUGCGGGAAAAGAGAAAAAAACAUACGCUAAAUCAUGUUUUCAGGUGCAAUUUGGCAAGAUACGCUUGUAAUUUGAUGGAAUUUGUUGUGUCACGGCUGUUGUAACAAGGUAGUCCCCGGUUUGAUGUUAGAAAACCGAUUUCACAUCAACGCAAGCACGUUAUUACCACCAACAUAUUAUUCUCGAACAUUACGAAAAAAUGAACUCCAAGAAUAAAUCCAAUAACUGUAGAUGACACUUACCCAUGCGUAACAUAUUUGGUAUCAAACAAAAUGGGGUUGUCUGAGGAUUCAGGGAAAAAAGAAUUUUAAGAUUUGGCCAAAACUGAAGAAGUUAUAGUCAAUUCAAAUCGGGCCACAAAGAUGCCCCACCCUGUAUAUGAAUUUUGAUAAAAAUCGAUGCUAUAGUAUUACAUGACUGCUGACUUCAAAAAAGGGCGUCACGACACUUGCGGGCAACCACUUUGCGGGCAAAAUUUGGGGGGGUCACAUUUGCGGGCAGCUGAAACAUUUGCGGGCAGCUGAGACAUUUGCGGGCAACCGGCACUUGAGGGUAACAGGGUGGAGGUGGAAAAAUUACGGCGAUAUUUUGGAAAUUUGCCGACAUUUGCCCGCAAAGUGGCUGCCCGCAAAAAAUUUGCCCGCAAACUGGUUGCCCGCAAAGUGGUUGCCCGCAAGUGUGCGCCCGCCCAAAAGAGCUCCAAUUAAGACCAUGGUUGAUAAUAAUAACACACGAUCUUGAAUCGUCAAUAUCAGCCAUUCUGUAAGUAGAGCCCACGACAUGUAAAUACAGAACAUGGACUAUUUCGUUUGAAGUAGGUGGACUACGGCCUUUAUGGAAAGUUGUUGACUGUACUUGUGACACCGCGGAUAACGGGUUCUUUUAAUUUAUUUUCAGUCUGUCAUCCUAAGAAGGGUUCAGAUCAACAAAAUAAAGGCUGUAAUAACAUCAAAUGUCAGUAUAUGUAAAACCGGUGAGUUUUUUCUUAACCUUGUUUACUCGCACACAAGCAAACGUUGCUUAUUUUUUAGAGUGCAAACAAUAUUUUCGCUCCUCUUGGACGCCAGUUUCUUCUCUCAUUUUGCCCAUUCUCGAUCGCUGCUGCGAAUCGAUAUGGUCAAGAUAAUACGCGUUUCUUUUCUGUUUUCCAUAUUUUACUAUGCAAGCGCACUUGACGGACGGUUCGAAAGCCCCUGGUGGUAUGUUUCGUUGGAUUCCUUGGCAUAUUGAUGUUCAGGGAGCAGAAAAGUUGGGGUCCGACCACUACCGAGGGGCCGCCGCAGCCAGGAGUGCGGACCCGAAGCUUAUCCGGAACAUUUGCGUCCGACGGCAGAAAACAAACCAACGCCGAUGUCAUUCUGCUGAUCACCGUCGGGUUGCGAGACGGAUUUGCAAUCAGAAGAGUGAAGGCAUUCAAUGAUCGGGUUUACUUGGAUCGAUACAGAAGAAGUUAUUGGCUGGGGACGAGAUAUUAUGCCCAAGUAAGGGGAGCCCUGAGUUUUAAACGCCGCUUUUUCCAGGACAACUUGUAUUAUCUCGAGACCCGGGACACCUGCAUUUACAACAUGGAUCCCGAAGAACGGAAUGAAAUUGAAUACGAAGACGGGGAGCCUAUUUCUCAAGUAGUUUUUCAGUAUGUUUUAAUUUUUUUUUAAAUUUUUCUACAACAUAAUUCACAAUAUUUUUAGAUGCCAACGGUACGCCCAAUAUUGCUGUGGCCUUGAUUGUUGCCAGAAUACUUUCAAGAGGCAAGCUGAUCUGAUCUAUGGGAAUUCACUGGAAGCUAAGAAUGCCGUAAUGAGUGUAACCUCGUCUGUGAUAGUUCUCAUGUUUUUGGCUUUAGUCUGCUUGUUUUGA